AUAUAGUUAAACCUCCUUUUUUUUAUUGUUUUUUGUGUGUGUUUGUUUUUUUAGCAGCAUCUUAGAAAGAAGAAGUCUCCGUGCAUGUGUGUGUUUGUGACCAUGCAUAGGAUGAAGAAGUGCUGCUGCUGAGUUUUGUUAUUAGGUUUUCUCCGGGGCGGUGCUGCUGCUGCUGCUGCUGCUGCUGCUGCUGCUCCUGGUCAUCACCCUGCUCCUGUCAUGGCUUUCUGGGAGUGACUCUAAAGUUUUUUGAAAUCUUGAAGAAGUGUUCAUCUGGUUUGAUGAGUGGAGGCUUGAUUUUAAUUGAUCAUUUGAGUGGACUGUCAAAAGAGGCUGCAGACUCCAGAGGAUUUGACACCGGGAGAGUGUGGAGAUGAACUUUGGAAAUUUCCUACUUGUGACUGCCUCAUUCAUCACCAUCACAUCAGGGUCCCGGGCACGGUUUGAAGAUAGCGCACCUCGGAUUGUGGAGGACCCCUCAGAUCUGAUUGUCUCCAAGGGGGAGCCUGCCACCCUAAACUGCAAGGCAGAGGGCCGACCCACUCCCAGCAUCGAGUGGUAUAAGGACGGCGAGCGCGUGGAGACGGAUAAAGAUGACCCCCGUUCUCACCGCAUGCUCCUGCCCAGCGGCUCCCUCUUCUUCCUCCGCAUCGUACACGGACGUCGGAGCAAACCAGAUGAAGGAGUCUACACCUGUGUGGCCCGCAACUACCUGGGAGAGGCCAUUAGUCGUAAUGCUUCACUUGAUGUUGCCAUCCUGAGAGAUGAUUUCCGGCAGGCUCCGAGUGAUGUGGUGGUGGCCGCCGGUGAGCCCGCUGUGUUAGAGUGCGUGCCUCCACGUGGUCACCCCGAGCCCACCGUGUCCUGGAAACGCAACAACGUCCGAGUCAGCACCAAGGAUGAACGCAUCACGAUGCGUGGAGGCAAACUGAUGAUCUCUAACACCAGGAAGAACGAUGCAGGGAUGUACGUUUGUGUGGGAACAAAUAUGGUGGGCGAGAGGGACAGCGAUCCUGCGGAGCUGGUGGUGUACGAACGCCCUGUGCUGGUACGGAGGCCGGUCAACCAGGUGGUCAUGGAGGAAGAGACUGUGGAUUUUCUGUGUGAAGUCCACGGAGAUCCCGCCCCGACUGUCCGAUGGCGGCGGGAGGAAGGGGAGCUUCCCCGUGGGAGGUUUGAAAUCCGCAACGGCAACAGCCUCCGUUUGUUCCGCGUGAAAGAGCAGGAUGAAGGGACGUAUACCUGCACAUCUGAGAACAGUGUGGGCAAGACAGAGGCCUCAGCCAUGUUGCAGGUCCACGUACCACCUCAGAUUGCCACAAAGCCCCGAGACCAGAUUGCCACCCAGGGGAGGAGCAUCACCUUCCAAUGCGGCACCACAGGAAACCCUCCACCUGCCAUCUUCUGGCAGAAAGAGGGCAGCCAGCUGUUGUUGUUCCCCGGCCAGCCGCCAUCACAGUCUGGCCGUUAUUCUGUCUCCAUGAGCGGAGAGCUGACUAUCACCGACGUCCACCCGGAGGACUCUGGCUUCUACAUCUGCCAGGCCAUCAGUGUAGCAGGGAGUGUGUUAACCAAGGCGCUGCUGGAGGUGGAGGGAGGUCCUUCGGGUCGCGUCCCGCCAAUUAUUCGCCAAGGACCGGCCAAUCAGACUGUAUCACGUGGGGCGGCGGCGCAGCUGCACUGCCGUGUGAUCGGAGGACCCUCGGUCAAGAUUUCCUGGGAGAAGGACGGAGAGAGACUUCAGGGAAAUAAACCACGAAUGACCUUCAUGGAUAAUGGCACUUUGCAAAUCACAGACUUGAAGGACACAGACUCGGGGAUGUACACGUGCGUCGUAUCCAGCGCCACGGGGGAGUCGAGCUGGAGCGGGGUGCUGACUGUCAGAGAAGACGGAGUCUCUUCAAUAUCCAGAGUUUCUGAGUUCAUCCAGCUUCCAGGUCCUCCGCAGAAGCCCGUAGUGACGGAGGUGACCAAAAACACCGUCACCCUCACAUGGCAGUCCAACCCUCAUGAAGGAGGUGCAGCCGUCACGUCAUACAUUAUCGAGGCCUUCAGCCAAUCGGUCGGCAGCACCUGGCAAACGGUGGCGGACCACGUGAAGCACGAGCGGCACACGGUUGUCGGACUCUUCCCCAACACCGUUUACCUCUUUAUUGUCCGAGCAGUCAACUCUUAUGGCCUGAGCGAUCCCAGCCCAAUCUCUGAGCCUGUCAGGACGCAGGAUGGGAGUCCUACAGAACAGGGUGUGGACCACAGACAGGUGCAGAGAGAGUUAGGCGAGGUGUCUGUCUACCUGCAAAAGCCUGCGGUUUUGUCUCCAACCAGUGCCAGGAUUUCUUGGACUGUCGCACUUCAGUCUCGCUACGUUCAAGGUUAUCGUAUAUUUUACCGGACUAUCGGCAGCUCCUGGUUGGUCCAGGAUGUGGAGGCCACGUCUGACCACAGUGUCAUCUUAGAAGAUCUGCAUAGUAGCACUGAAUAUGAGGUCAAGAUACGCCCUUACUUCAACGAGUUACAGGGACAUGACAGCCUCAUGGUUCUGCUGCGUACGCCGGAGGAGGUUUUAAGUGCAGCUCCACAGGCUAUAUCAGUGGUUCAGCUCACCAACAGCUCCAGUAUCAGCGUGUCCUGGGAGCCUCCGCCUCACAAUACUCAGACUGGCAUCAUUCGGGAGUACAAGGUCUGGUGUCUGGGAAGCGGCAUGGAGCAGGAGAACCAGAUAAACCGAACGGUGGAUGGAGCAGUAUUGUCCAUCCUGCUGACAGGCUUGCUGCCUGACGUCCGCUACACCGUCAUGGUGGCUGCUGUCACCAGCCUGGGUGUGGGCGCUCAAAGUCCGCCUGUCAGCCUGAUUCUCACCGCGAUGGACAAGACCUCGACCCCUGUGAAGAAAGGCGGCAACCUCAGCAUAUCAGAGCAGAUCACAAGCGUCGUCCGGCAGCCGGCUUUCAUCGCGGGACUAGGCGUGGCUGCGUGGUUGGUGCUGAUGGGCUUCAGCGGCUGGCUGUACUGUCGACACCGCAGGAGGAAGCAGCUGGGACACUAUACCACAUCCUUCGCUUACACACCGGCGGUUGGCUUCGCUCACAGUGAAGGGUCUGGAAUCAUCAAUGGAGGGCCUAGCUUGUUAGGGUCAAACAUGGGUAACUACCCCUGGCUUGCCGACUCUUGGCCCACUCCAAACCUCACUCAUAACAGCAAAGACUCUGUCAACUUCUGCUCUGGCAAACUGGACUCAGACAGAUAUUAUAACACAGUUGGCAUCAUCAACUACCCGAACCAGACGGAGAAACGCAGCACGGCGUCCAAUGACAGUCCCAUCUACAGCACCAUCAACACAGCUGCUGAGGAUGACCUGCUGGCAUACUACGACACCUACUCCAGUACAUCCUACAACCAGGGUCCAGACCCGUACAGCAGCAACCCAGUACUGUCAAACAGUGGCCUUGUGGGACUGGAGCAGGACCUGGACCAGUGGACCAUCCAGUCUGGUCAGUCUGGGUCUGAAUACGCAAAGCUCCAGUAUACCAGGAAAAGUAGCGACAAACUGAUGAAGCAGAGGACCAACGGGUCCUCGUCCAAGUCAGCUCCUCUCACCUGGGUGGAUGUUUUGUCGCUGCCUCUUCCUGCCAACAAAGACAGAGGUCACGCAAGGACAGACAAACAAGAGGGGCAACACAGCUCUGAGGAAGACGAUGAAGACUGGUGUCCUCCGCUACCGGCCAGAACUUACCUGAUGGAUGCUUCCAGGGAGGAGCUCUCCAGCCCGCCCUCCAAAUCUGAUGAGCUGUCCUACACAGCAAGUCUGAAGUCCUCCCCCCAGCGAGAGACGCACAAGCCCAGCGAGAGUCCGCGGCUGCAGCACUUUGACCUCUUGGCCCGUCACCAGUCGAGCUCCCAGGUCUCCCAGUCCAACCCGGAUCUGUUUAUCAACACCAAGAUCCGGGAUGCUGGUGAGGCGUACCACACCCGCCAAUGGGCAGAAGAUUUCAAGGAGGAAAGCCUCGGCAAAGGACAAUCUCCGACUAUCUCCCCUGUCGGCGAGUCGAGCCCACCAGCUCAGGCGCACAGAUCCAGGAGUAAGAAGAGGACACCCAAGGAUGGACAGCUCAGACGAGAGCUACACAACCAAGCAGAACUUCCCCCUCCACCAGCCCCUCCCCCUACAGAUGACUCCCUCCAGCUCUUGGCUGACGGUCUGAGUCGCCGCCGAGCACACGGCGAAAGAGAAGAGGGGAGCGACUCGCCUACUCUUCAGAGGAGGGGAGAACAUUUCUCACCCCACAGGAGAGGACCUACAAAGUGGUCAUCACAGGAUGAGAAUGUAAUCCCAUAUGGACAGUCCAGCUUCCUGCCCAAGGUCCAGAUGUCAGGCUACGGGUCCCUGGGUGGAGGAGUCUUAUCACAAUCCUCCACCAGCGGCCGGAGGAGAGAUGAGAACCUCAUGUAGACAGACGCCGCUUACAUGACACGACAUCCUCUUUUUUCCUCCAUGAGUUCCUGUCUUUGCGAGCCAUCAAUCUGUUGCCAUGGUACCCGAUGAAAAGCUGAAGACUAAAGGGAAAGCGUCAAGGCUAGCCAUCUGCCUUUUCACAAACAAUUUUUAUUUGAUCUUAAUGAUUUUAAUCUUUUAUUUUUUGUGAUUUUUGCUUCACCUUUCCUCCGUGUAUAUAGACAUAUUUGCAAUUUUUCUAAAGAUGUGAUCAGAUAUAUUACUAAAAAAAAAAAUGGAUCUGAGGUUUAAAAAAAAAAAAUACUGUAUUUUUAGGAAGUAAAUGUAACUAUGACAUUAUUGUACAGCAGAUUAAUGAAUGUAUCUUCUGUUUCCUCAUGACCGUGAAACCAUGAAACCACGAUGAUGCGUGUUUGACGAAAGACUGGAGACGACAUGAAGCAGAAAAUGUGUUAAUAAUAAACCAUCAUAUGUGGGUGUGUGUGAGUGAGCAUGUGUGUGUGUGUGUGUGUUUGUGUGUGU
Messenger RNA from Larimichthys crocea (large yellow croaker), 4975 nucleotides. Its product is annotated as roundabout homolog 2. The transcript is spliced from 26 exons. Gene Ontology annotation, molecular function: protein binding. The coding region runs from base 374 to 4450 and encodes 1358 amino acids. Lineage: Eukaryota; Metazoa; Chordata; Actinopteri; Sciaenidae. The record is from RefSeq and is a predicted model, not a curated record.